AUGUACAUACACAGAAAUACACACGCACAGACACAUGUACACACACACAAACACAUGUACAUGCAAACACAUGUACAAUUGUACAUGCACACACACACACACACACACACAUACAUACACACCCAUAAGACGUUGCAGUACUUCGUUGUUCACUCACAGAUCCGGGUACUGCACUCUAGGGGGAGACAGAGCACAGCACACACUCCUUGCUUUGCUUUCACUGCGCUCAGCUAUUGAGCAGUGUGACGGCUCCCAGUGCCAAUGACAGAUCCGGCCUGAUCUCUGAGCCUGCUCAGCAAGACGGCCCUGGGGGACACACUCGCCCCACCAUAAUUUCCACUAGCCAUUGGCUAGCAGGCGAGUGGAAAUUUCAAGCCCUGGCUUAAUAUAUAUUUUUUCCAGCAAGAAG
This is a messenger RNA of Staurois parvus, 409 nucleotides long. The record is from the annotation of a GenBank genome assembly. NCBI's taxonomy places the organism in Eukaryota, Metazoa, Chordata, Amphibia, Anura, Ranidae.